This is a messenger RNA of Leguminivora glycinivorella, 1185 nucleotides long. RefSeq lists its product as uncharacterized. NCBI's taxonomy places the organism in Eukaryota, Metazoa, Arthropoda, Insecta, Lepidoptera, Tortricidae. The coding region runs from base 27 to 1166 and encodes 379 amino acids. The transcript has 2 exons. The record is from RefSeq and is a predicted model, not a curated record.
CGGCAUUCAUGUGGUGAUUUCGCAACAUGUGGUUGGGACAUUGCCUAUUUUUAUGUGCCGCACUCACAGCAACGGCCGUCAAAGUUGACGUCCAAGGAUCGCUCACCCUCGGCUCACAGGUCGCAGAGUUCCUCGCAGACAACCUCCAAGAUGAAUUCCUCGACGAGUUGAGCGGCCGCAGGACCAUGACUGACGCCCUCGGCGAGCUCAUCAAGGUAGUCAAGCAGAUGAGACCCUGCAAGAACGCCACUGUCUGCACCCCCAAACUAGAGAAGUUCAUCAUCGAAUACGUCACCGACCUCACCACCGGCAUCAAGACAGUCUUCGACGGUGUCCUCGAAGACGAACUCUGCAAAGUCAAGUAUUUCGAAAAAUGCCUGAAACAUGUCAGAAAAGUUGUCUCCUCGGCCGCUUUAGACACUGACGAGGUACACAGGUGGAUCAAUGUUCUCAAAAAAAUUAGCGGCAUCUAUCUUGAACAGGCCACAUCACUUGCUAGACAAGGUUUAGACACGGCUGAGAAAAAAGAAGAAGCCAUGCAUUCACUUAAACAACAACUAGUUUUUACAAUAACCGACCUUGAAAAGAAUUAUGAGAACAUACUUUGCAAAGAAUUCCGUCUAUGCCCGUAUCAGUUCGACGUUACUAUAUAUCUUCAACUUUUACUUAAUCUGAUCAGAACCAUGAAAGAGAAUAAUGUUAGGCUGUUUUUAAAUCAAUUCAAAAAGAAAUUCCUGCAUACCGCCAUGUUUACUGACGAUGUGGUCAUGAAGAUUAACUUCGAGGAGGUCCUUAGAGAGAUGUUGCUGAACAAAACUAUUGACACAAAAGGGAUCGUGUUAUCUAUAGCUGAUGUAGUUCAGAAGAGACUGGCAGGCACUGAGUCUACGGAAAGAGACGCAACGUUACUACAAAUGAUUCUGUCAGACAUGGAUCACAUCUAUGUAAGUAAUAAAGAUGAGCAUAUUGAGAAGUUCCUGGAUGUUGUAAAGACUUGGUUGAAAAGCGAGGAUGAUGUUACACUCGGGGAUGGUAUGGAGGCUUUUUGCAACAGCCUGGCUGCACACUUCCAGAAUCACCCGAAGGAGAUAAUUUUUAAAUUGCAGACUGAGGCUCAGGUAUUUUUAGGACUCACCGCACAUUAUACUCCACCUGCGAUGAGAUGAAUAUAAAAUUAAGUGAUUC